Molecule: messenger RNA, 7009 nt
Organism: Orcinus orca (killer whale)
Lineage: Eukaryota; Metazoa; Chordata; Mammalia; Artiodactyla; Delphinidae
Gene: GPSM1
Product: G protein signaling modulator 1
Exons: 14
Coding region: 3448-5658 (736 amino acids)
Molecular function (GO): GTPase regulator activity; protein binding
Source: RefSeq, a predicted model, not a curated record
GGGGGAUGGGCAGGUGGCUGAGAAGCCCCCGAAAGUGGGGAAGCCACAGGCCGCCCUCUCCUGGCCCUCUGGCUCCCUUAAGGCCAGCAGCUGAGCGCUCCUGCUGGGGCUGCGAGGGCAGAGCUGGGCGGCGAGCACACCACUGCGGGGCGGCUCUUAGAGGCGUGACCCAUCGGCAGGUGCCCGGACAGGGGUCCCACGCCCCGUGGCAGUCGGCCCUACCCCAGGGCUCCCGAGAAGCGUGCCCCUCGGCACUUUGUAAAGCUGGGUGGUGGUCCUUCUCCUCUCCAGUGAUUCCUGCUUCUCCCAGGCUGCCUGUCCCAUGAUGCUCCUAGAUCCCCCGCCCAGACUGAAGAGGAGUCAGUGUGGCUUCACUCUGGGGACGGCAGGACAGGGGGUGAGCAGGGGCCCUGGAGCGUCUGCCCAGAGGCCCAGUGUGGGUGACAGCCCAGGACAGGGACGCUGACAUUUAGCAGAGAGUGGGGCUGAUGGGGACGCAGCCCCUGGCCAGUGAGCCUUGGUGUUGGGAGCCGGGGGCCAGGCUUGGAGACCAGCCUCGGUGGUCUGGUGCGCACCAGAGGACGGCGUGCCAUCCGGGGAGACAGGCAGGUGGGGCAUGAGUGCUGAUGGACCGCCUGUGGGGGCAGAGAGCAGGGCAGUAGGGGCCAGGCGGGGCCGGGCCGAUGGCUACUCCCGGGAUGCUGUCUCAGGUGCCGCAGACAGGUGGGAGGGGUAUGGGGCUGACGUGGUGACCAGAGCAGUAAGGCCGGCCACUGAGCAGUCAGUAAUCACUUCAUUAACUGGUAAGCCAGGGGGCAGGUGGCAGGAGCUUGGCAGAUACUACCCUGCCUCCUGGCCGCCGCGGUCUGGCUCCUGGGAAGGCUGACCCUGGUCAGCCGCUUUCAAGGAGAGAUGUGCUGGGCCGUCGUGGUGUUGGGUAGCAGAGCUCACGGGUGGACGAGGCCUGGCUGGGGCAGGCAGGCUGACCCCUGAGGCCCCUGAGGCGGUGGGCCGCGUCUCUCCCUAGGACGUGGAGGACUGUAGAUUAACAAUUAAGCAUUGGACUUCCCUGGUGGCGCAGUGGUUGAGAAUCCGCCUGCCAAUGCAGGGGACACGGGUUCGAGCUCUGGUCCGGGAAGAUCCCAGUGCCGCGGAGCAACUAAGCCCGUGCGCCACAACUACUGAGCCUGCGCUCUAGAGCCCGCGAGCCACAACUACUGAAUCCCGUGCGCCUAGAGCCCGUGCUCCGCAACAGGAGAAGCCACCACAAUGAGAAGCACGCUCACCGCAAGUAGAGUAGCUUCUGCUCUCUGCAACUAGAGAAAGCCCAUGUGCAGCAACAAAGACCCAACGCAACCAAAAAAGGAAAAUUAACCAAAUUAAAAAAAAUUAAGCAUCUAUUUAGCCCAGGUGGCAAAUCCCAGGUGGAAGGCUACCCUUCUCCCAGAGUUUGAGUGGUGAGGCUGGUGAAGGGGGAGCUAAGACCACAGCCUCUGGCCCCUGAGAGCCCUGGCCAGUCCAGCCCAGAGCCCCAGGGAGCCCCAUCUCGUGCCCUGACAACAGGGCUCUUGUCAGGUCCUUGGGUGGACAGGCGUGUUGGAGGCCCCUGCAGUCCUACAGCAUGGGGGCAUGGGCAGUGGGCGGGAAGCCCGGCUCUGCAGACCGAUGCUGCAGUGGGUGACCUAGGGGUGCUGCAACCCCAGUGCAUCCCCAGUGGGCAGGAGCACCCACAGAUACCCCCAGGCCUGCAGAGGCAGUGUGGAGAGACAGGCUCCAGAGCCUUCUUCACUGAACAAGGAAGUGAGCCUGGCCAGUGCAGGCAGGUCUCACGGAGGAGAGGAGAGGACGGCCUGCGGUGCAGGUGUUGGGGGGCCGCCCCGGGGGGGGAGGAGGGGCAUGGGGUCGAGGUGACAGUGCAGAGUUUUGAGGGUUCAGCUUGUUGGCAGGAGCUGCGCAAGGGGGAGAUGGUCCAGGUCCUGCCCUGCCCCCCUCAGCUGAGCUUCCCCCGAGGUGGACAGAGGCCUCCGGGCAGGGAGGAGAACGCCCUGGCCUGGACACCCUGGGGACCAGGGCCUGGUGUGGGCGGGUGGGCAGCCUGGGACCUCAUUCUCCCACCUCUGCAUCCACCCACCCAGCCCCUUCCAGGUCUCGGCCCUCCCUGGUGGCAAUGCCUGCUGGGCCUCCUGGGCCGAGGCUGACCCCCGGGUCCUGUAUCCUGAGCGGCCUUUGCCCUGGACCACCACAGCCUCCUACUCAUCCCUGGGUUCCCGCCUCUGCUCAGACCCCAGCAUGGUCUUGGGGAGCUGGGCCCACCCUGGGUCUGUAGUUCCCUCUGACCCCAGAGCUGCGUUUCCCUUCCUGUCCCAGGUUCCCAGCUGCUUGGUCUAGCUGAGCCCCCUCCCACCCAAGGCCCAUUGCUGAGACGGGCAAGUGGCCUGGCAGGAGGGGCCACCUACGAGUGGGGCAGAGAGAGCCUCUGUGAGCCCCGUGGGAACCUAGGGGCUCCUGGGAUGCAGCAGCACCGUGGGCUGGGCUGCUGGGAGGGGAGGGGCCUUGGGCUUCUCGCCACUGCUCCGCCCUGACCGAGCCCCGUGGCCCCCUCCCCCUAGCCGGACGUUGGCACCAACCCCCGCUACUCCAGAGGCUUCUCCCUUUGCCCAGAGAUGCUCACUCGCGCCUCAUCAGCCGUGGUGGCUGGAGGAGCUGGGAGCCGGGCUGAGAAGGUGGCCAGGGGGCUGGUGGUUUCAGGAAAGGAACUGGGUGGGGGGGUGUCUAUUCCUCCCAAGACGGCUGGCCCCAGGCCCCUCUAGGCCUGCACCUGGGUUAACCUGGGGCCUGGGGCUCCUCGUUGGUCAGGUGUGGUAACCCCAGCAGUGCCCCAGAGGCCGGGGGACUAACAGGGUGACUGGACUCUGUGCCCACCUGUUGACCCUGCUGCAUGCCGGGCGCUGGGCACCAUGUGCUGCCAUGGGCCAGGCUGGGUGUUGGGGGACAGGCCGCCAGGAGGACGGGGCGGAGCCAAGUGCAGACCUGCCGAGCCCCAGCUCCCCAGGUGGGGGCCACACCGCCGUGUCCCUCCUCCUCUCCUUCUCUCACAGACGUUGACCCGGAGCCAGCUAGGUGCCUGGUGCUCCUUUGUGCUGCAUGACGGGGUUCUGGCCCCGAACCAGCCACAGGGCCGGAGUGGGGUGAGAGUCUGGGUGAGCGGGACGGGGGUGCGGCCGCUGCACCCCUGCUGUGCGCCUGCCCCCAAGGGGAGCGCAUGGACAGGCUCCCCUGGGCGCCCGCUGGCCCGCCCUGCUGACAGCGCUGAUCCCCGGCUCUGAGCCGCCCUUGAUCCCCUGAUCCACCGCAGGCCCUGGGAGGCCCCGGACCAGCUGCCAGGGGGCCGGGGGUCUCCUGGAGCCGAGGCCACCAGAGCCUCAGCCCACCGCUCUGCGGUGGGGGAUGCGGGGGACCGUAAGGCCGGCGCACCCCCAGGACCAGCAGCCGAGGUGGGGCGAGGGCUGGCUGGCCAGGAGGGAGGCCCGGAGCGCCACCAUGCCGGCUGCCGCCACGGAGGGCCCGCCUGCGGCCCUGAGCCUGGCUGAGAAGGCCGUGUGCAAAGUGGUGUACGGCGCCCCCCGCCCCCGCCCGCUGCUGCUGCCCGUGGGCCUGGAGCUGUGGCUGUACGUGCAGAAGAUGCGCCACCUGCAGAGGAAGAGGAUGGAAGCCUCGUGCCUGGAGCUGGCCCUGGAGGGUGAGCGGCUGUGCAAGGCUGGAGACUUCAAGGCAGGCGUGGCCUUCUUUGAGGCCGCUGUGCAGGUGGGCACCGAGGACCUGAAGACGCUGAGCGCCAUCUACAGCCAGCUGGGCAACGCCUACUUCUACCUGAAGGAGUACGCCCGGGCGCUGGAGUACCACAAACACGACCUGCUGCUAGCUCGGACCAUCGGUGACCGCAUGGGGGAGGCCAAGGCCAGUGGGAACCUGGGCAACACACUCAAGGUGCUGGGCCGCUUUGACGAGGCCGUUGUUUGCUGCCAGCGGCACCUGGACAUCGCCCAGGAGCAGGGGGACAAGGUUGGGGAGGCGAGGGCACUUUACAACAUUGGCAACGUGUACCACGCCAAGGGCAAGCAGCUGUCCUGGAAUGCAGCACAGGACCCUGGGCACCUGCCGCCUGCCGUCCGCGAGACGCUGCGCCGGGCCUCUGAGUUCUACGAGAGGAACCUGUCCCUGGUGAAGGAGCUGGGCGACCGGGCAGCCCAGGGCAGGGCCUAUGGCAACCUGGGCAACACCCACUACCUGCUGGGGAGCUUCACAGAGGCCACAACCUUCCACAAGGAGCGCCUGGCUAUUGCUAAGGAAUUUGGAGACAAGGCGGCAGAGAGGAGGGCCUAUAGCAACCUGGGGAACGCCCACAUCUUCCUGGGGCGCUUCGACGUGGCCGCCGAGUACUACAAGAAGACUCUGCAGCUGUCGCGGCAGCUCAAGGACCAGGCAGUGGAGGCGCAGGCCUGCUACAGCCUGGGCAACACGUACACGCUGCUGCAAGACUACGAGCGCGCCGCUGAGUACCACCUGCGGCACCUGCUCAUCGCCCAGGAGCUGGCCGACAGAGUGGGUGAGGGCCGGGCGUGCUGGAGCCUGGGGAACGCCUACGUAUCCAUGGGGAGCCCAGCACAGGCUCUGACCUUCGCCAAGAAGCACCUGGAGAUCUCCCAGGAGAUCGGGGACCGCAGUGGGGAGCUCACGGCCCGCAUGAACGUGGCACAGCUGCAGCUGGCGCUGGGCCGGCUGUCCAGCCCGGCAGCCGCGGAGAAGCCAGACCUGGCCGGCUACGAGGCCCAAGGGGCCAGGCCCAAGAGGACACAGAGGCUGAGCGCGGAAACCUGGGACCUGCUGAGGCUCCCCCUGGAACGGGAGCAGAAUGGAGACAGCCACCACGCGGGGGACUGGCGGGGGCCGGGCAGGGACUUGCUCCCCGCCCCCGUGAGGAGCAGGAAGUACCAGGAAGGGCCGGACGCUGCUGAGAGGAGGCCGCGGGAGGGUGGCCACUCCCCACUGGACAGCGCGGACGUCCGGGUGCAGGUGCCUCGCACGAGCAUCCCCCGGGCCCCCUCCUCCGACGAGGAGUGCUUCUUUGACCUGCUGAGCAAGUUCCAGAGCAGCCGCAUGGACGACCAGCGCUGUCCCCUGGAGGAGGGUCAGCCCGCAGCCGCUGAAGCCACGGCCGCCCCCACCCUGGAGGAGAGGAUUGGCCAGCCCUCGCUGACGGCCUCCCCCCAGACCGAGGAGUUCUUCGACCUCAUCGCCAGCUCCCAGAGCCGCCGCCUGGACGACCAGCGGGCCAGCGUGGGCAGCCUCCCCGGGCUGCGUAUCACCCAUAACAAUCUGGGCCACCUGCGUGGUGACGGGGACCCCCAGGAGCCGGGGGACGAGUUCUUCAACAUGCUUAUCAAGUGCCAGUCCUCCAGGAUCGACGACCAGCGCUGCCCGCCACCGGACGUGCUGCCCCGUGGCCCCACCAUGCCCGACGAGGACUUCUUCAGCCUCAUCCAGAGGGUCCAGGCCAAGCGGAUGGACGAGCAGCGGGUGGACCUCGCUGGGAGCCCGGAGCAGGAGGUGGGCGGACCCCCCGAGCCCCGGCAGCAGUGCCAGCCCGGCGCCAGCUAAGGCCUCGCACCCGCAGCCGGGCCCGCCCCACCCCCUUUCCUGGACCGGGGCGGCGGCCCGGGGGAGCUCACCAAUGUCCAGGAUGCCCAUAGCACCCCCCGUGAAGCCAAAUCCUCCCGAGGCUACAGCUGAGGGCAGGCUCUGAGCCACCCAGCCCAUCUCACUGAGCCGGACGCUGGGCACGCGGCCCCCGUGGCGUCCCCUCCCCAGGGCAGCAGGCUCGGGCCAGGGCCCACUCCUGUCCUGCGCCGGCCCCUCUCGGUAUGGUACGCAGCUUCCUGCAGGCCUGCCCCGCCCCGCCCCGCCCCGCCCUCGCCCUGCCCCUGCCCCAGGCCGGGCCUUCAGCAUGUCGGCCCCAAAGCCCGGUGCUGUCCAGACCUCCACGCUCCCGCCCUGCCCCCCGCCCGGCCAAAUGUGAAAACCCCGCUGACCCCAACCCCCAAAGGUGUCUCUGAAGCCUCUUCUCUGGGGCCACCAGCGGCACGGGCGUUUCUGUCCUCCUGAAGCCGGCCUCACCCCUGGGGAGGGCCCCCUCCCAGCCCCUCUCCCCUCCCUCCUACCCGGCCUGGAGGAGGAGGCCAGUCCCAGGAAGCCUGUAGCCUGCCAGGCAGUGGAGGCAGUGGCUCCUAUGUGGGGUCCCCAGCCCCACCAGGCACGUGCUCCUGAGCCGGCAGGGCGGGGAGGGAAGGGGGUGAGCUCCACAUUCCUCAGCUCCAAGCCCAAGAGCUCAGGAACUGAGCCGGCCCGGUUCUGGGAACACCAGCUGGUAGGGGUCUGCACCCUGACCAUGCCAGGGUGGGCGGCAGGUGCGAGCACCCAGCCCUCAACCCCACCGUGGGGCGAGAUGACAUCACGCCUUCUCCCGUGGGGUGAGUCGGCCCUCGGGAUUGGGCAGGAGACAGGCCUCUGGGGAGACCGUGGCCGGCGCCCUCGCCCAGAACCCCCCCCCCUCAGCCCGCCUCCUGUAGGGCCCACCUCCAGCUCUCCUGGAGCGUCCCUGGGUCGAGCCGCAGCCCCACGGCCCCCGGCCGCCCUCCUCUUGCGUGGCGCCUCACCCAGCCCCAGGUCCCGCCCUCUGAGCUUGGGGAGGCCGCCGGGCCCCCGCCCCUCGGUACAGUACAGCCCGGGGCGCUCUGGGCGGAGGGGCCCCCGAGGGCGAGGGUAGGGCGGCAGGUGUGGGGUCAGAGGUCAGAGCACAGGCUCCUGCUUGGCCGCCCCACACACCCGAAUGUACGUGCGUAUUUAUUGCUCACACGUGUGUUUGCCAUGUUGUCAAGGGGUCCUUUCCAACCCAAGAGGUACAUUUGUUCUUCUGUUUUUCCUGAAAAAAAUAAAGUUUGCCAAGCGAAAA